This is a messenger RNA of Myzus persicae (green peach aphid), 1002 nucleotides long. RefSeq names its product nuclear envelope phosphatase-regulatory subunit 1 (gene Cnep1r2). Lineage: Eukaryota; Metazoa; Arthropoda; Insecta; Hemiptera; Aphididae. The transcript is spliced from 4 exons. The record is from RefSeq and is a predicted model, not a curated record. The coding region runs from base 346 to 729 and encodes 127 amino acids. Gene Ontology annotation, cellular component: Nem1-Spo7 phosphatase complex; cytoplasm.
CAUACAAUUUUAAUAGGAAGUCCGUUUCGAUAUCAGACAACGUCGUGUUUACUCUUCGAGAUCGUUGAUAAAAAAAAAAACACAACUGUCAACGCGAUACGUUCGUAAACACUGUCAUUAAUUGUCAAAUAUUUUUCGAAUAUCAGAUUAAUUCGACUUUGUUUACCCUUGGACAACUUAACACGCGAUUCGUAAGGAACACACCGAUGACACCUGUGGUCGCAUAUAUCGUGGCCAGAUGAGAACGACGGACGUCUUCUUCCCGAUCGCGAUGAGUUGGACAACGUAAGGUCGAUCUUACCCGGGACACCGACUGAGUUACUGAACCCGCUGGUAGACGAAAUAAUGUCGUACGAACAGACUGCUUGCGACGAUCUUAAAGCUUUUGAGCGGCGACUAACAGAGGUGAUUGCUUCCAUCAAGCCAAUAACUAAUCGAUGGCGAACAAUUUUAGCUAUUUCGACAUUAAGUGCUUCAAUAGGCGCCUAUUAUUGGUUGACAGAUCCUCAAACAGCUAAAGUAUCAUUUGUUCAAUCGCUGUACAAUCAUUUAUUGUUUACCAUUUCUUCUAUAAUGCUUAUGAUAUUACUCUUAACUGGAGUACACAAAAAAGUUAUAGCAACAUCAAUAAUAACGUCACGUGCGAGGCAAGUGCUAGCUGAUUUUAAUAUGUCUUGUGAUGAUUCUGGAAAACUAAUACUUAGGCCAAGGCCUCAACAAAAUACAUGAUGAUAAAUUCACAAUAACAUGAUGUUCUAUUUAUUUUGUUUUUACUCUGUCAGUAUAAGCGUUACAUAAUAAUUGUUUAUGAAUGACAAGACACCCUACUGUAACGAGUAAAAUCUAUCAUUUUGAAUUUUAAUGUAUCUAAUAUACAAUGUGCUUAAAUUUGGGUGUUACUGUUACUAAACAGGUUUGUAUUUGAUGUGUUUCAUGGUUAUAUACAUAAUAUAAUAAAUAUUUAAAUAUUAUGUAUUAUUAAUAAACUGAUAUAGAUAUUCA